Humulus lupulus (European hop) is the source of this 1509-nucleotide messenger RNA. RefSeq names its product F-box protein At4g00755-like. The transcript is spliced from 7 exons. The record is from RefSeq and is a predicted model, not a curated record. The coding region runs from base 291 to 1307 and encodes 338 amino acids. Lineage: Eukaryota; Viridiplantae; Streptophyta; Magnoliopsida; Rosales; Cannabaceae. Gene Ontology annotation, molecular function: protein binding.
AUUAAUGAAUACCCAAUAUAAUAAUAAUAUGAACAUAAUUACAUGAAUCCAAUUCCAAAUUACUGAGUUCAUUUGUCAUCUAAAGCUUGGAAAAGGCCAGUCGGUCAUCACAAAGCUUACAUCUUUCUUUAUCUUUCUUCGUGUCUCGCAAAGAGUUUCCUUUCGCUUUUUUAGUUUUCAGAUCCCAUUGUUCCUUUCAGGAGAACUGUAUUGCUUUCCCCUUCUUCUUAAUCCCUAAGUGUGAAUUUGGUUGUUUGAGGUUGGAGGAAGGUUUACUAUUCUUUCUUAAGAUGCCUAAAGUGGAUAACACUGGUGAUUUUAUCUUCUGGUUUGCGGAAGACAUAUCAAUAAAGAUUCUCACCUAUUUAGAUGACUCAUCUGAUGUAGUCCGUGUUUCCUCUGUUUCAAAGCUCUGGCGGCAAUUUGUGAUUGAACAUGACAUCUGUAAACAGCUUUGCUUGAAGAAGUUUCCUGAAAUAUCUGGUGCUGCUCAUGAUGUUGAAGUAAACAACAUGAUAGAACCAGUAGAUGUUGGUCUUAGAAACAGUACCAAAUUCGAAUUGCUAAAGAGGAACCAUAAAAUAUUUUCUUUUUUAGCGAAAGCGCUUUCUUCUGCCAUUAGAAAUGAUUGCUUAUCGACUGCCAUUAGUGCAUCCAGCACUGACAAUUACCCCACUGAAAGCAUUGUGCAUACGUUACAACCAGGGGAUAGAAAUCAGAAUGCGGCUUCAUACUGGUCAAGCAGUGGGCAACGUGAACCUUCUGUUCCUGAGACACUGCUUUAUGAGUUGGUGACCAAGUUGUGUCUGGUCACUGAAAUCCAUGUUCAACCGUUCCAAGCAUAUUUUCAGUACCACUACCCAAUAUACUCAUGUAAAGCUGUCCGAUUUAGAAUGGGCCAUCUCAGAAAUCUUGGUGAUUCGGACACUGACUUUUCAGAUAAUGAAUCUGAGGAUCACGCAUUGCUAGACGAUAGAUUUGUAUGGACAUACAUCUCACGUGAAUUCCCAAUGGUUCAGGAAAGUUUUCUGCAAAAGUUUGAGCUCCCGGAACCUGCUCUCUGUAUUGGAGGAUAUUUGCUAGUUGAGCUUUUGGGCAGGGUCCAAAAACAAGAAAUAGACAACUUGUAUUAUAUCUGUAUCGCUCAUGUCCAAGUCGUGGGGAGACCACUCUUGCCUACUUUUGAUGUCGAAAUGCAUGAACCAUCGGGAAAAUGCUCAUUGAAGCAUUAUUCAGAAACGGAAGAUUUGACUGACAACUUUGGAAGUAUUUCAACACCAACCCAGCAAGGCCAGCCUCGGCUCUGAAAUUGUGUGCACCCGAUGUUGCAGAUAUUAUCCUAUACUCGAGCAAAGUUACAGAAAUUGAGGUUUUUUGAGUGCAACGAAAGCUAUUUAUCUAUAUUAUGGUAGACAUGAACUAAUGAUUUUUCUUAUAAUAAUUUCUAUGAAUUGCAGAUGGCACAGUUUAGGGGCCAAAUUCCAAUUAAUCUAUGACCAUUGUGCCUAA